UCUAAGUUGAGCUCGCUAGAGCGCUGACAGACGAUUAGACCAGAAAGUCCUCUUGUGCCUAUAGAUAGAUAGAUAGAUAGGUGAAGAAGCUUUCUGGAGGGGAUUUUUUUCCUCAAUGUACCGUCCGUGACAUCGGCAUCGGCGCGCGCUCUAACUAGCAGCCACUGACAAUGCGCGACAGAUGCGUCUUUACCUUUAACUGUUAAAGAGAUUUCGGAAAGCGAAGAGACAUUGAGUUAAUCUGGGAAUUAAUACAGAUAUGAUCACUGCAGCUAACGAGCACGCGUAGCUCUGUCCUGGUUAUAGUAGUUGUCCUGAUCUGAUUUUGGCUGAAUAGCUCGUUGAACGCGCUGCGGCUCUGACAGGUCAGUUCUUUUGUCACUACAGUGAGUUACUGCUGGUGAUGCUUGUGUGCAGUGACGUUGUGGCGCUUUGUCCAAGGUGCGCUGGAGAGAUAUAGUUGAAUUACAUCAGUGCACCAAGUGACUGGAGUGCGACACAGAGAGGAGACACGGCGCUGGAUGAAUGGGAGGAGAGGUGUUAAUUCCUAAUAAGAUUUGCACUAGUUGAAGCGUUAAGCAUCAUUUAGAGUAGAGGUGCAUUCAUGGAAUGCGAAUGUGACCGCAUCCCACUGCCUAUCUAACUUCGACCAAGACAGUAAAGAGGAGUGACAGAAAAGACUUUUAGGAAAGAUGGCAGAGACAACCCUGGAGCCACUGUCCUCUCUGGACAUUGCCAUUGAUCCAGAUUUUGAGCCACAGAAACGGCCGAGAUCAUGCACUUGGCCUCUGCCCGAGUCCAGCAUGGCUAAGCCUGCAUCCAAUGACACUGAUAUAAUCCCAGAGGAAGAGGAUGAUGAGGAUGACAGCGCGAUGACAAUCAAUGCCAAUGGCAUGGGUGAAGGAGAGGACAACGGCAGCCCAAGCCUGGCCGAAGAACUAAUUUCCAUUAACGGCCAGGAGAACACAGGCUCUCCACUCUCUUCUCAGGCAGCUUCCGCAACCACAGCGAGUCCAGAGGUGGCCAGUCAACAGCAAACUCCCAGGAAGUCAUCUUCAAGGAGGAAUGCAUGGGGCAACCUGUCCUACGCCGACCUGAUCACCAAAGCCAUAGAGAGCACCCCUGACAAGAGACUCACACUGUCCCAGAUCUAUGACUGGAUGGUCAGCAGUGUCCCCUACUUCAAAGACAAAGGCGACAGCAACAGUUCAGCUGGUUGGAAGAACUCCAUCCGGCAUAACCUGUCCCUGCAUAGCCGUUUUAUCCGUGUACAGAAUGAAGGAACUGGAAAGAGCUCGUGGUGGAUGAUCAAUCCUGAAGGGGGGCGGGGAGGUAAAGCGCCAAGGCGACGUGCAGUCUCCAUGGACAAUGGUAACAAAUACACCAAGACUGCACGUGGGCGUGCGGCCAAGAAAAAGGCAGCGCUGCAGGCUGCCCAGGAGGGUUCACUGGAGAACAUAUCUGCUGGUGGCCUGUCCAAGUGGCCAGGAAGCCCCACUUCCCGGAGCAGUGAUGAACAGGAAUCGUGCUGGACUGACUUCCGUUCUCGAACCAACUCCAAUGCUAGCACCGUGAGUGGACGCCUGUCACCUAUCCUGGCCAAUCCAGAGCUUGAUGAUGUCUCAGACGGGCCACCCCUGUCUCCAAUUCUUUACUCCAGCCCCAGCAGCCUCUCUCCUCCAUCGUCAACCUCAUCAAACUCCAAAACGUGCCCGGGUGAACUCCCAGUACUUGCUGACCUGACUGGCACAAUGAAUCUUAAUGAGGCGGACAACCUAAUGGUCGAUUUGUUAGACAACAUCGCCACACAGGUGCAGGUAGUUCAAGAAUCCUCUCCUUUCAGUUUUGGCUCUAAGAGCACUGCGUCACCCCCAAGCACCUCUACAUCUCAAACUGUGAGCAACAACACUGGAGGAUUCAGCAACCCCAUUUUUGGCCCUUCGCCGGGAAGCCUCCGUCAGAAACCCAUGCAGACCAUUCAGGAAAACAAGCAAACAUCGUUCUCCAGCAUUUCUUGUUUUGAGACCUCACUUCAGGACCUGCUGAAUUCUGAUUCGCUGGUCUCUCACAGUCAUAGUGAUGUAAUGAUGACGCAGUCAGACCCACUUAUAUCACAGGCCAGUGCUGCAGUCACCUCUCAAAACUACCGUCUACGCAAUAAUCCUAUGCUUCGUAAUGAUCCCAUGAUGUCUUCAUUCAGUUCUGUGCUCAAUGGGCGAAGCGGGCACCUACAGAACAAGCAACACCAUCAGGGGUCUAAUGGCCAGGGAUCUUUGCGUUCCCUCUCCAACAACAGAGCGCAAAGUUUAGUUAACGAUGCCAAUAAUCUAGUCUCAGCAAAGCAGCUCCUCCAGCCACAGCCCACCAUGCUGAUGACCGAGACGCCGCUUUACACUGGCAUGAAUGGAAGUAAUGGGCUUGGAAUCUGUCACCCUUCAGGAACAGAUCGAUUUCCCUCAGACUUGGACCUUGACAUCUUUAACGGCAGUCUGGAUUGUGACGUGGAUUCCAUAAUCCGCUCAGAACUAAUGGACUCCGAUGGACUGGAUUUUAACUUUGAUGCUUUAAUGCAAAAUGCUGUUAGUCUGAAUCCUGUGGGAAACUUCACUGGAACAAAGCAGUCCAAUCAUAGUUGGGUGCCAGGCUGAUGGGAAUUGCUCAGGCUCAGCUCAUCAAAGAAAACAACAAAUAACCGAAUAACAACUACAAAAAAUCCUGCACAAAAAAUAAACAAACAUCCAACAGACUUGAAGUAUCCUUUGCCAAGUUUGCUGUCUGCGGCAAGCACUGGAUGAUAUGCCUGUUUACAGGUCCAUCUGACUACAACAUCCCUGAUGAUGUUUACCUUCAGUUCAGCAGACCCAGACUAUAACGAAAGACUGCCCAGUGGAAGAAACACUCAAACUAACAGUGAACUCAGAUUAUUAAUGCCACAUUAUGCAAUGUUUGAAAUGAUCCCUUUUGUUAGAGGUGAAGUAAUCUGAAAAUUUCGUUUAAAGAGGCCUGUUGUAGCUUUUCUGUCAUAAACAUACAGUAGUUUCCAUGGCUGGGGUCUCUCUCUCUCUCUCUGUUUUUCCUAACUUUAUUUGUUAAAUGAUCGGCUACUUGUGUCACUCUCUAAGCACUAACUCUGUAGUCACUGAUCAACAUAAGAAGCGAAGAGUUAACCUGAAAAAUUUCAGAGCUCAGGUGGAGUAAUGUAGCUUGACACAGUGCACUUCAUUCAAUGCUUUCAUUUUUAAUUCACUGUUACCAUAAAGUAGUUAGUUCCCAAUCUGAAUUAUAGUUGCCUCAUAAUAAUAAUGAAGUAAUGCAUUUUUUGUGAUUGAAUAUAAUCAUAUAAGGAGUAAUUCAUUUGUGUUUACUGUCUGUAACUGUACAAAAAAGUGGUAAAACUGAAAGCUUAUAGCAGGUGGAGGCGUCUUAUUUAGCCAGCAAAGCUAUGUUCGGACUUCUCACAUUUAAAUGUAGCCAAAUGUAAUGAAUAAAUAAAUAUUAACUUGCAUCGUGGACAUUUCCAUGCCAUACCAGGUGCUAAAUGAUCAGUGUUGAGCCCUGUCCUUUAUUAAAGGCCAUUUGUGUUUCCCUGGCCACGAGGACUAGCAUAAUCGAUUAGCAUUAGCAAUUAGCAUCAUGGCAGCAUUCAAUGGUGGAUGAGCCUUUCCUCUGAAAGCCAUCUUUACUGAGCAAAAACAAUAAGCUAUCUUUUGUAUAUUUGCCAAAUUACUUGAAAACGUAUAGGAGAUGCUGGCAGCCAAAAUCACAAACACACAGUGAAAUCCGGGGACAUUUGGGUCUCCGUAUGCAAAAUGCAUCACUAUUGCUCAGGGGAGAGUGGGGUCUCCAUUUUAAAACAUCAGGGCCUCAUCUUGAAUUAACUGCAACCUGGCUGUAUGCGAUUUCAGAAAUGUUUUAUGAACAUACGUACAUGAACAACAGUCUUCUAAAGUAAGGAGAUAAAGCAACAGGAAUCCAUCCUGUGUUGUUGUCAGUUUAUUGAUGUCUUCAUGGGGGUUGUCACUUUAUUAAACUUCUUUCUGUUUGUUCCAUUGUGCUCAACUGUUACCACAAAAUAUGUACAAAUCCUGAUGUUUUGUGUUUCCGUCUCUCAGAGAGAGCUACCGUUCACUGCAUACAGUACGUCCAUCUUUGUAUGCAUGCAUGUAAAUGUACAUAUGCAUCGUGUGCAAUGCAUAUAUAUGUAUACAUACAGCUAUACUUAUGAAAUGUAGUGAUAAUACAACUGUAUCUUUCAAAGGCCAUGCACAUGAACAAAAUAGUGGAAUUGUUACAUGGGGAGUUGGACAUGGUUUAUAGCAGAAGUGUCAAAAUCUAUGUUUACCAUACUUUUAGUCUGCUUUAAUAGCUAAUAAUGUGCUAAUAGUAGAGUCUUUCAAGCCCCAGUUUGCUGCAGAUUUGGUAAUUAGUAGGGAUGUCCUGAUCAGUUUUUUUUUCUCCUGGAGUCAUUUGAUUUUAAGUAUCUACUGAUACCGAAACCUGAUCCGCUACUUCUAUAAUACUU
This is a messenger RNA of Danio rerio (zebrafish), 4522 nucleotides long. RefSeq names its product forkhead box O3b (gene foxo3b). The record is from RefSeq and is marked provisional. Lineage: Eukaryota; Metazoa; Chordata; Actinopteri; Cypriniformes; Danionidae. Gene Ontology annotation, biological process: lymph vessel development; regulation of DNA-templated transcription. Gene Ontology annotation, molecular function: DNA-binding transcription factor activity; DNA binding; sequence-specific DNA binding. Gene Ontology annotation, cellular component: nucleus; cytoplasm.